CAUCCCUCUCGCAUUUCUCGCUCAUUCUCCCUCGUUUGUCACUCCUACGCAUAGUCGCAGAGAAGCAACAGCUAUCCGGAGUGUGUGGAAUGAAUUGGAGUAGGCUUAACUCAGUUCUCAGUUCCCAUCGGAACUAAACGCGCGAUUGGGCAGCAUUUGCGACGAAUAUGGCAAAAGGGACUCCGGAUGGAUUUGCCUUUUCCUCCGAUAGAUUCUGUGGAUGAAGCCAAAACAGAAUUGAGCUGCCGGUCAGGAUCUGAGGAGAAUCGAACGGGUCGCUCAAGCCGUUAGACACUGGAAAUAGACGAGUUCUCAAUCGCUGUGUUCGAUCUAGGUUUGGGCAUUGCUUCGCCGCCAGUCCACAUUGUUUCGAGGUUUCAUCCCGACGGUCAAGUAGCCCAUAGCCCAUUCAUGUUGCAAGAACUCGGUUUAUGACAAUGGAUUACUUGCUGUCUAUAUGCAGCUUAUUGCUCCCGGUAGUGUUUGGCGUUGAAGAAACUCUCAUGGACAGCAAAUGGGCUACCACUGAGCUCGCCUGGACCACCUAUCCAGAAAGUGGGUGGGAGGAGGUGAGUGGCUACGACGACAACAUGAACCCCAUCCGGACGUACCAGGUGUGCAACGUGAAGGAGCCCAACCAGAACAACUGGCUGCGCACGGACUUCAUCCCGCGCAAGGGUGUGCUGCGCGUCUACGUGGAGCUCAAGUUCUCCGUGCGCGACUGCGCCAGCAUCCCCAACAUCCCGGGCUCCUGCAAGGAGACCUUCAACCUGUUCUACUACGAAGCGGACCGGGACAGCGCCACCGAAUCCAGUCCGCCGUGGAGGGAGAACCCGUACACGAAAGUGGACACCAUCGCGCCCGACGAGAGCUUCUCCUUGCUGGUGUCGGGCCGGGUCAACACCAAAGAGCGCAGCUUCGGCCCGCUGUCCAAGGAGGGCUUCUACCUGGCCUUCCAGGACCUGGGCGCGUGCAUGUCCCUCAUCUCCGCCCGGGUCUUCUUCAAGAAGUGCUCCACCACCAUCGCCAGCUUCGCCGUCUUCCCCGAGACGGCCACGGGCGCCGAGGCCACCUCGCUGGUCAUCGCCUCGGGCGCCUGCGUGCCCAACGCCGUGGAGGUGUCUGUCCCUUUGAAGCUGUACUGCAACGGGGACGGCGAGUGGAUGGUUCCCGUCGGGUCGUGCACCUGCAUGGCGGGCUUCGAGCCGGCGAUGAAAGACACACAGUGCCAAGCAUGCCCUCCUGGCACCUUCAAGUCGGAGCAGGGCCAGGGCUACUGCUCCCCCUGCCCGCCCAACAGCCGCACCAGUGCCAGGGCCUCCAACCUCUGCCCGUGUCAGAACAGCUUCUACCGGGCCGACGCAGACUCCCCCGACUCAGCCUGCACCACCGUGCCCUCUGCACCGCGGAACGUCAUCUCCAGCGUGAACGAGACGUCUGUGUCCCUGGAGUGGGCGGAGCCUCGAGACCAGGGUGGUCGCCGUGACGUCGUCUACAACAUCGUCUGCAAAAAGUGUCUCCACGGCGGCGGCACCUGCUCGCGGUGUGACAGCAACGUGGACGUGUCGCCGCGGCGGCUAGGUUUGGCUGAGCGCUGGGCCGCCGUGAGGAACCUGCAGGCGCACACGCGCUACAGCUUCGAGAUCCAAGCGGUCAACGGGGUUUCACCAAAGAGUCCAGCCACACCCAACUACGCCACUGUCAACAUCACCACCAACCAAGCUGCUCCCUCGGCGGUGCCCACUGUGCUGCUGAUGAGGGCCACGUCUGGGACCAUGAGUCUCUCCUGGCUGCCACCCGAGCAGCCCAACGGAGUCAUCCUGGAUUACGAGAUUAAAUACCAUGAGAAGGGCGAGGCGUUUUCCCACACUGUGACUGCUCAGCACAGCUCUGCCCGUGUGGAGGGUCUGAAGGCUGGCACCCCAUACAUGGUGCAGGUGCGGGCGCGCACGGUGGCUGGGUACGGGCGCUACAGCUUCCCAGUGGAGUUUAGCACCAACGAACACAGUGACCCAGAAAGGUCUGUUCAGGAUCACCUGCCACUCAUCGUAGGCUCCGCCACAGCAGGGUUUGUUGUCAUUAUCGCGCUGGUUGUCAUCGCCGUUGUCUGCCUCAGGAAACAGCGAACAGGCUCGGAGCUGGAGUACACAGAGAAGCUGCAGCAAUACGUCACUCCCGGUGUGAAAGUCUACAUCGACCCGUUCACAUACGAAGACCCUAACGAGGCCGUGCACGAGUUCGCCAGGGAGAUUGACAUCUCCUGUGUGAAGAUUGAGGAAGUGAUCGGAGCGGGCGAGUUCGGCGAGGUGUGCCGGGGUCGCCUCAAGCAGCCCGGCCGCAAGGAGGCAGCCGUGGCGAUCAAGACGCUCAAGGCCGGCUACACCGAGCGCCAGCGGCGGGACUUCCUGGCCGAGGCGAGCAUCAUGGGCCAGUUCGACCACCCCAACGUCAUCCACCUGGAGGGGGUGCUCACCCGCAGCUGCCCCGUGCUCAUCGUCACCGAGUUCAUGGAGAACGGAGCCCUCGACUCCUUCCUCAGGAUGAAUGAUGGGCGGUUCACGGUGACUCAGCUGGUGGGAAUGCUGCGAGGCAUCGCCUCGGGGAUGAAGUACUUGUCCGAGAUGAACUACGUUCACCGCGACCUGGCGGCGCGCAACGUGCUGGUGAACAGCAACCUGGUCUGCAAGGUGUCCGACUUCGGCCUCUCCCGCUUCCUCGACGACAACUCUGCCGACCCCACCUACACCAGCUCCCUGGGGGGUAAGAUCCCGAUCCGCUGGACCUCCCCCGAGGCCAUCGCCUUCAGGAAGUUCACCUCCGCCAGCGACGUGUGGAGCUAUGGCAUCGUCAUGUGGGAGGUGAUGUCGUUCGGAGAGAGGCCCUACUGGGACAUGAGCAACCAAGACGUGAUGAAUGCGGUGGAGCAGGACUACCGGCUGCCGCCCCCCAUGGACUGCCCCACCGUGCUGCACCAGCUCAUGCUGGAGUGCUGGCUGAAGGAGCGCAACCAGCGGCCCAAGUUCGGCCAGAUCGUCAGCACGCUAGACAAGCUGCUCCGCAACGCCGCCAGCCUCAAGGUCGUCACCAGCUCACACUCAGGGGACCUCCUGCAGGUUGGAGGGACUCUGCCCGGCCACCAGAGGAAGGGCCUGACGCUAGGAGCAACAGAGGACAUGCGCCAGCAGAUGAGCCAAACACUUCCCAUCCGCGUCUGAUCUGAAGGAGCGGAGCGACGGAAUGACGGAGCAGGAGCGAGAGCGAGAGCGGGCAAGAAAGAAUGUAAUUAAAAAGGAAAAGAGAGAAGGAGAGACAGAGAGAAAUAACGAAAAGAUGGCAAGGCACCAAAUGAGAAGAGAUACCCAGCUGAGUCCCGUGACG
Messenger RNA from Engraulis encrasicolus (European anchovy), 3378 nucleotides. RefSeq names its product eph receptor B3a (gene ephb3a). Gene Ontology annotation, molecular function: protein binding; transmembrane-ephrin receptor activity; ATP binding. The coding region runs from base 432 to 3215 and encodes 927 amino acids. Gene Ontology annotation, cellular component: plasma membrane; dendrite. The transcript has 15 exons. NCBI's taxonomy places the organism in Eukaryota, Metazoa, Chordata, Actinopteri, Clupeiformes, Engraulidae. The record is from RefSeq and is a predicted model, not a curated record. Gene Ontology annotation, biological process: protein phosphorylation; ephrin receptor signaling pathway; axon guidance.